Messenger RNA from Prorocentrum cordatum, 250 nucleotides. Lineage: Eukaryota; Dinophyceae; Prorocentrales; Prorocentraceae. The record is from the annotation of a GenBank genome assembly.
AUGGCGAGCCAGAGCGAGGAGAGGGGAGGUGUGGUGGCAACUCUGGGCGGGGAGUCGUGGCAAGUGCGAAGGCGCACGGUCUCCUUGCUGCGCUACCAGGACGACAAGCGGGAUUGGCGCCAGCUGGCGACGGCCGACGUGCGGCGUCACUUCGAGCAGCUGCGGGCCCGGGCCCAGGCGCCGGCGGCCGGCGGCAGGCUCUACGGGGACGAGCACCGGCAGGGCCCCGAGGGGCCGCGCCACGCGGAAG